Anneissia japonica is the source of this 2144-nucleotide messenger RNA. RefSeq names its product protein C11orf74 homolog. Gene Ontology annotation, cellular component: 9+0 non-motile cilium; cytosol. The transcript is spliced from 7 exons. Bases 181 to 975 code for a protein of 264 amino acids. NCBI's taxonomy places the organism in Eukaryota, Metazoa, Echinodermata, Crinoidea, Comatulida, Comatulidae. The record is from RefSeq and is a predicted model, not a curated record. Gene Ontology annotation, biological process: spermatogenesis; acrosome reaction. Gene Ontology annotation, molecular function: intraciliary transport particle A binding.
GUUCAUUAAAGGACAACUGCAGUACAGUGGGUUACUUUGUAAAUUGUAGUUCUGUUAUACUAGGCCUAUUAUAGUUAACAUUUCCAUAUUGAUUUAGGAUCCAGGAAAACGAAUGUCUUCUAUCACAUACUAUUGAUUGAACCGCUUCUUCACCUUGAAUACCACUCUUCUGUUGCAAACAUGGCCAAUGAGAAGAAUGAACCUGAAAGUGAUGCAUCAUCCAAUGACAAGAAAGCUCAAGAGAUGAUUGACAGCAUAUGUGCAAAGAAGCAGGAGUCAUAUGAUCAAUUCAUGAAAUCUUUUACCAUGUUACAAAAAGAGGAUGUAAUAAAUCAGUUGAUGAAGGACGUAAGUGAUGAACUAUUGAACGAACCAAUCCAAGAAGAUGAUGAAUCUGCAAAAGUUAGAUUGAACCAACAGCCAAGGAGUGAAACGAAACCAAUGGAAGGAGAUGAGGAUGUCGAAACAGAGAUUCUAAUAGAGGGAACAUUCUGUGGAAGUAUGUCAGGAAGAGAAAGACCAACUGGGGAGAAAAGUGUGCAGUUUGAUAACUUUGUGGAUGAAAUGGAAAGUGAUGAGGAUGAUGAUGGAAUUGAUGGGUUAGGAGAAAAAUAUGUGGCAUCAUUUUGCCAUCAAAGUAAUAAUACCAAAGAUGUUGAUGGAACAAAUGCAGAAAAAAUAGCAGAAACACCUUUGAUUUGCACUGACACGAAACCACUACCGGGCGAAGCAGAUGAUGAAGAUGGUAAUAACACAGGUAGUCUCCAUCCAGCAGUCAAUGCAACUCAACUAGACUUAUCAUCCAGACUCCAGCAACCUUUAGAAGAAUUUAAUGAAAAUGAAAAGCCAGAUGAGGUGGCGUGUGAUGAAGUCGUACCCUUUUCACUGGAUGAAGACUUUGAUUACAACAAUGUCCACCUGACACCAAAGUGGAGUGGUGAUACUAGGCCACCUGGUUUUGCAAAUGGUACUUGAAGCAACGUCAGUCGGACGGGAGAGAGUUCGGGGUGGGCUGGCAAUUACAACAAGUGAAUUACUACUAUUUAAGCUGAUGUAUUUUACUCUUUUAAGCUGAUGUAUUUUGUAUUAUUUGCUUAUUUUUUUUAUUUUUUUAUUAUUAUUAUUUUCGUUUUUUUAGGCGACCUGAUGUUACCAUCAUUAUUGAUGAAUACAGUAGUUGCCGCAAUAUAUACUUUAAUGUUUUGGUUUUUUUUUUUUUGGGGGGGGGUAGGGGAGGUGUUGCGUUCAUAAGCCAUGAAAUACUGCACCUAGGGCUGAUACGCAGCACAAACCACUAAGCACGGCUGGCUGAGAAAGGUCAGUGUGUGGUUUAGAACCCAAAUGGAAAAGGCUGUGCCAAUAUUGAACAUUAAACAAUUGAAAAUGUUCAUAAUUUGAAUGCUAAAUGGCAGUGAAACAACAUAGGUGAUUUGGGAAUCUCCACAUUUUCCAACAAGUUUUUAAUAGUUUUUAAAUUCCUUUUUUUUUUAGCUAAAACCAUCAUUCAUAAUUUGUUAUGGAAUAUUAAUAUAUAACUAGCUAAUAUCUUAAUUUCAAAUGUGCAAACAUGCAUGUAUUAUUUUACUUACUAAAUAAAUCGAAGACAGUCACUGUGUUCAUUUUCUUGUGGUAAUUUGCUUGCCUGCUGGGCUGUGGGUACAUCAUUAAAUGCGUGCAGAAAUUGGGGUCCGAUAUGUUGUUAUGUCACAGUAAUUGGCAGGGAUCUCCCAAUACUCAAAUCGUCUGUUUAUGGUGAUGUUCUGGUUGAUGUAAUUGCAAAUGUACAUUUAAGUGAUUGUUAAUAUUAACACUCAUUAAUUCUUGUUGAAUUUCAGAUUGGCCAGAUAUUGGCUAUAACUAACUAAGCCUCGCUCACAAUUUCAUCACUAUACUCAAGUCAAAAUAAAAAUCUUUAAUGAAUAUUUCAAUAUUCGCCAAAUUGUCAUAAAAGAGAAUUAAAUAUUUAGCAUUAAAUACAACAUGGAUGUUUGACCAGUAGGCCCAAAAUGCUGUAAAAUCAGAAUUUGUGUAUAACUACUUUUUGUAUAGAUGUUCAUGAUAAAGGCAUGUUUGUAUAUACUAUGUAGAAUGCCUGAUUAUAAAUGAUGAGUCAAGCUCUAAUAAAACUUUUUGAACAAAUCAAA